This is a messenger RNA of Nannospalax galili (Upper Galilee mountains blind mole rat), 2796 nucleotides long. It is a transcript of the gene Zfand3, whose product is annotated as zinc finger AN1-type containing 3. The record is from RefSeq and is a predicted model, not a curated record. Gene Ontology annotation, molecular function: DNA binding; zinc ion binding. NCBI's taxonomy places the organism in Eukaryota, Metazoa, Chordata, Mammalia, Rodentia, Spalacidae. The coding region runs from base 106 to 789 and encodes 227 amino acids. The transcript has 6 exons.
CGCCGCCGCCGCUACCGCCGCGGAUUCCUUCGAGCGGGGCCCAGGCCCAGCCGCCGCCACCGCUGCCGCCGCCGCCGUCUCGGAGCUCCGCCGCCGCCGAGCACCAUGGGAGACGCCGGGAGCGAGCGCAGCAAAGCGCCCAGCCUGCCGCCUCGCUGUCCCUGCGGCUUCUGGGGGUCCAGCAAGACUAUGAAUCUCUGUUCCAAAUGCUUUGCUGAUUUUCAAAAGAAACAACCAGACGAUGAUUCCGCUCCAAGUACAAGUAACAGCCAAUCAGAUUUGUUUUCUGAAGAGACCACCAGUGACAACAGUAAUACCUCGAUAACCAUGCCAACUCUUAGUCCGAACCAGCAGUCGCUUCCGACAGAACUGAAUGUAACUUCAUCAAGCAAAGAGGAAUGUGGGCCAUGCACAGAUACAGCUCAUGUCUCGUUAAUCACACCAACCAAAAGAUCCUGUGCUACAGAUUCACAGUCUGAGAAUGAAGCUUCACCCGUGAAACGGCCACGACUACUGGAGAGUGCUGAGCAGCCUGAGGAAACCAGCCGAUCAAAACAGAAGAGUCGGCGUCGAUGCUUCCAGUGCCAAACCAAGCUGGAGCUGGUGCAGCAGGAAUUGGGAUCCUGUCGCUGUGGUUACGUGUUCUGUAUGUUACACCGCCUCCCUGAGCAGCACGAUUGUACGUUCGACCACAUGGGCCGCGGCCGUGAGGAAGCCAUCAUGAAAAUGGUGAAACUGGACCGGAAAGUGGGGCGCUCCUGCCAGCGCAUCGGGGAGGGGUGCUCCUGAAGGCCGGGCAUGGCCACCACACGACGCUGUUCUUAGUUCACUAAUGUUAGCCUUAUUUAGGACAAAGUCAGCCAGACACCUUGUACUGGGCACGCGUCAGACUACAGCCAGCCGUUCCCUUUCUUUAGCCAGCCAUCCUGGUACUGUAGUUUAGGGGUUGAUGGUGGUUGAAAUUGAUUUCUGGCUGGUUACUAAGGUGCCUGCUAGCCAUUGUAUAAAAUUAAAACAUGAAGAAUAUUUUUUUUGAGCAUGGCUAGUGGAUUCAAAACAACACACCUGUCACUGCUGGAGUCAGACUUAAAAAGCCUUAAGCGGAAAGUGUUGCUGAGGAGCAGGCGCCGGCCCCACAGCCCUCGCUGGGCGGUGUCGCCACAGCUGCUCCGUGUUCGCCUUUCACCUCUUCACUUUUGCUUGGUCCCAGCAGGACCUGAUGGCCACGCGUGCCUUGGCCACGGGAGGCUGCUGAGACUGGCCACACGGCUGGGCUGGGUGGUGCCUCGCUCUCCCACAGAGCUGGGAAUGGGGGGUGGGGGGCGGAUUCUUAGGGAAGUUUUUUACCUGACUUGUUUUGGGAAAACUCAUCACACAGGAAAAGAAGCAACCUCACUUUGAAAGUUAGCUCCACUGAAGACUAGUCCACGCAUGAGCCCCACCUUUUCUACCCAGGAUCCAAGGCCAUGACCCACUGGCUCCGGCUGCAUUGCACCAGGGGCCAGGGUCUGGCUCCGGGCUGGGGCCUGCACACGGGCCUCUGCAGCCAGAUUUCUAUAUUGGGAGGGUUUUUUGUUGUGGUUUUUUGUUGUGGUUUUUUUUAAAGACACUUUGUGGCCACCCGGCAUCUAUGUGCUGGGGAACACCUAGGGAAGCUGCUGGGCUGGAGCCUGCUUGUCUUUUUGGGGGCCAGGAGGAUGAUAUGUGUGUGGCCUCCACUCAUUUCUAUGCAGCCCAUAGUCUGAGGACAACCAGUCUGCUUCUUCCACAGGGCAGGUUUAGGAAGAGCAAGCUGCACAGGACCCUGGUGUGGCUCUCUCCAGCCAUGGCUGGUGGCGGUUGUGGCACGGGGUGGGAGGCCUCGCUCAGCCUGGGCCUUCUCUGGUGCAGAGGCACACAGCAGCUCAGGCCAGGUGGGGCCUGUGUGGGGGCUGCUUAGAAGCCCAUUAGCAGUCAGGUGGGCGGGGCUGGGAAGACAUUGGGAUUCCUUAGAAGCCUGGAUCGGUGAGUGGGCCCCGGCUGUCUGGUCCAGGCCUGUGAACUGGUGUGGGCUGCCCACGCUUGGCUGCCGAUGGAUGGUUUAACCCAGCAACUUUCUUUUGUAUGAGACAACAAAGUUCAACUCUGCAGAUUAACAGUGGGACAUCUGCAAAUUCAAAUGUCUUUUGAUGCAAAAUAAUUACUAGGAAAUCAUGUUCUCCCCACUCCUGCACCCGCCCCUGCAUCCACCAGAUGGACUCUGCUGCAGAAUCUCCAGCCUUAACUCUUGCUUCAGGACCCAGACCAGCGCCUCGCUCUAGGGCAGCCCAGGGCACAGGGGCCAGGUCUGCCCGGCGUUUACCACUGUUGUCAAGCCACAGCCCACUGGCCACCACAUGGCCAUCCUCAGUGAGCACCCGCAGAGCUCUGAUUCCGGAAGAGGCCACAGGUGCCCUUCUCAGCCCCCCACCCAGACCCCAGCAGCUGCUGCCUUCUGCAGCACUGGGAGAGGGCGCUGCAGACCGCACACCCAGGGAUCAAGGUCAAGUUCACUUCCUGCCGGGAGAGCUGGGUGGGGGAGGAAGGGCUUGUUCCCCUGCAGUAUCUGUUCUGUGAAGUUUGUUAAAUGUAAGGGAAGCUUAAAUUCUUGUAUCUUUAAAGAGAAAAUCUUAUUUAACCCUUUUGUGUUCUAGAUUGACUUACAUAGCUUAGAGCUCAGUUUUAGUUUUAACAUUGUGAAGAUAUUAAAAGAAUCUUGUAACUUUAUUCUUUUUUCUCCUGCUGAAAAAAAAAAUUAAACCAAUCGUAUGAACAUUU